AUGAAGGUUAUUCCACCCAAUUUUGGCUACGUGGAGGAGGGUAUCUUUCGCUGUGGUGCACCAGAGCCGCGCCAUUACGGCUUCCUCUCUUCACUGGGGCUUCGCACGUGCAUUCUGCUCACCGACAUCCACGACGAUGCCUUCGUACAGUGGCUGCAGGAGUCCGGCGUCACCAUUUUCUGCCCCCUCGCCAGCGAAUUACAGACGUGCGGUACAUUCCGUGGCGUGGCGCACGAGUACACACCCCUCCCCGCACCAGACGGUGUCGCUGGCGGUAACGCGGCAGCCGCCUCCUCCAGUAGACCUGCAAUCGUAGAUGGGAGCAAGAGCGGAAACGCUAAGGAGGUGGGCCGCGAGGGCACGACCCGCAACUCCAGAGGAGUUGACGGCAACUACACGCACUUUGAUUCACCCGGCAACGGAAACGCUCGCCAAGUCGAAGGCGAUGGCUGGACGGAUGGCAACGGUGAGGGCAUAGAGGAGGACCGCGGCUUCUCUACUGGGGGUCGAAGCUGGGUUGCCAUGUCCAGCGGCACCGCAACUGCGAGCACGUCGAAUGCUGUGCGCUUUCUGCAAGAAAACGUGGGCCAGCGUCAGAUGAGCCCCAAAUUAUCGCCAGUGCACAUGCCGGCGCCACUCUACUUCCCCAUCAAUGGGCUGCACUACAACGGCGGCGGCGAUAGCGGCGUUGAGGCGGCGGUGCCGUCCUACGAGGGCAAGCUACACGGCCUUAUGACCCUCUCCGAGGCGGUUGUCGUCAGCAUCUUGCACAUCCUGCUAGACCCGCUGUACUACCCGCUGCUCAUCACUUGCUCCAAGGGGCGCUACCGCUCCGGUAUUGUGUGUGGGUGUCUGCGCAAGUUGCAGGGAUGGAACCUCGUCUCCAUCCUUGAGGAGUACCGCCGCUUCGCUGGCAACAAGAGCCGCGCCGACAACGAGGAGUUCAUCGAGCUGUUCGACGAGGAACUGGUGAGUCUGGAGCUCUCUGAUGGUCGACGGCCCACUAUCCUUUACAAUUCGUGA
Molecule: messenger RNA, 1023 nt
Organism: Leishmania braziliensis MHOM/BR/75/M2904
Lineage: Eukaryota; Euglenozoa; Kinetoplastea; Trypanosomatida; Trypanosomatidae
Exons: 1
Coding region: 1-1023 (340 amino acids)
Molecular function (GO): phosphatase activity
Source: RefSeq, a predicted model, not a curated record